UCGAGUUCGCCUUUAUUAUAUAUAUACAUGUAAGUAUACACGCCCUAAAUAAAACAAACACCCUAAAUAAUGGCACUGCAAUGCAUGUAAUAGAAGGUCCUGCCUUCUGGGUCCCAUAAACUAUCAAAGCUAAAGGAGAUGAGAGAUGGGCCCUUUUGGGCCUGAGGCCCAUUUGACUUUUCGCCAGUAUACCGACUUACCGUCUCUCUCUCUCUCUCCGUGUCUGGUCUCCGCCAACCAGCAAACCGGACCGGUGUCGGGGUUCCCUUCCUUCCUCAGCAAGCUCGAAAGCUGAUGAAAGCAACAGUCUUCCUCCCGAUUUCGCCGGAUUGACUAUAGCAAAACUCCAUUGCUGUGUUCGUCAGCAGUGAUCAUCAAGCAACUGCCCCGACCGAUCGGUUAUAUGCUUGAAUGCGACAUAGCCCAGCUCAGCAUUGUGGCUGAACAUGCUCGAUUGCAUCACCGCCAGCUGCUCUCUCUCGUCUUCUUGCCCGACUCCCAGCCCCCACCCGCCUCCCUCGCGAGGUUGGUGCGGGCCCUCCAGCGACGGAACCCCGCGAUCGAGCGGCCUUCUCUCGCCCAUCGACGUCCACCACGAGUACGCCCACGCCCUCCAGAGCGACUCCUACAAGAAGAUAUGGACCCUGUUCGAGGACGUCGGGUCAAUCAUCCCGGAUGAUCAGGAGCUCCAAUUCAACCGCCAGGAGUCCUGGGAACGGACCCGGGAGAGGAUCAUGGCCGAGGCCCUGUAUCCCGACUGCGGCCGCGUGAGGGAGGCCCUCGGCCGGGCGAAGCGCUGUAGGCUAACCGAUCUGGCGUCGUCCUACUUCGACGAGAGCGAGAGGGCCACCGAGCUCUUCAUCGCUCUCCAGUUGGGCGUGCGGAAGGCCCGAGCCAUCUACGCCCCGCUCUUCGAUCUCCUCUCCGUGCUGCCCUUCGAUGCCGAGUCCCUGUCGGAGGCCCAGUGCAGAAGGGCAUACGAAGUCUUCGUCCAGUUCGAUCACUGCAGCAGCUCCUUUCCGUUCACGGGGUCGGACACCUUCAAGCCGAUGCGUGACUGCUCUCUCGAGCUCAAGAACCACCUGACCAGCCGUGUCCGGAAGUCUCGCUCGAGGGUUCGACUUGUCCAUCGUGCCACCUCCAAGUCGGGCCUUUGUGUCAUCGGGACAGCAGCUGUUGUAGCAGUCUCCGCCGCUGCAGUCACCGCCCACUCCCUCGUAGUCGCGGCCGCCGCCGCUCCCUGCAUUAUCCCUUUCCUGCCCCCCAGAAAGUUCGUGGAGAGGGAGCUCUCCCGUGCAGACCAGCUCAAUGAGGCCGCUCGGGUGGUGUAUGCGCUUAGUGAGCACUUGGAGACCGUGGAUAGCCUUGUGGAGAGGCUACAAACCACAGUAGAGGGGGACAGGCGCCUGAUACAGAUCGGGCUGGAGAGGGGCGGGGACCCAGGGCCAAUCCGGGAGGUGGUGAAGCAUCUUAGGAGGAGCCCGAGCGCAUUCUCCCAGCAGCUCGAGCAUCUCGUGGUGGACACCUGCCUCUGGUUCACCACUGUCAACAGGGCUAGGGAACUGCUUUUCGAAGAGAUCUGCUCUCAUCGCGAUCGAACCGAUGAUUCCUGACUCAUUUUUAUCACUUGCAGUAGCAAAUGAAGAUUUUAGCAAUGUCUUCUCUUCUAACAAAAUGAUUAUAGCCAGCAACAUCUUAUGGUUGCAGAAUCUAUAGGCUGUGUACUUCGCACGAUUUAUAAGCCGUGGACUUCGAUUCUAGUAGCAGAGUAUAGAGUGUACUUACUAUCCGACAGCAUCGCUUGCUCUGGUGUGAUGUUUGAGAUCUCUAUUCUCCAGGGACAGUUCGAGCAAGCGAUUUGUCGCGGUGAACUCCGGCUUCUGUCGGAUUUCUCUGCCAAAUCUGGUCUUUUCAGUUGUCGUAGAUGCGAUCUUAUGCAAACACUUUUUACUCAAUC
Punica granatum (pomegranate) is the source of this 1957-nucleotide messenger RNA. Lineage: Eukaryota; Viridiplantae; Streptophyta; Magnoliopsida; Myrtales; Lythraceae. The record is from RefSeq and is a predicted model, not a curated record.